This is a messenger RNA of Impatiens glandulifera, 2208 nucleotides long. RefSeq lists its product as uncharacterized. NCBI's taxonomy places the organism in Eukaryota, Viridiplantae, Streptophyta, Magnoliopsida, Ericales, Balsaminaceae. The transcript has a single exon. The record is from RefSeq and is a predicted model, not a curated record. The coding region runs from base 16 to 2133 and encodes 705 amino acids.
CAUAACUUAUUGAUAAUGAGUAACAAUUUAUUCAAUAAACUCCAAACAAGUCUUAAAAACUCUAGUGGAAUUAAAAUUAGCCCUAAAAUGGCUAUCAUACUCUCUCUCUUCUUAAAUUUACUACUCCAUACAUUUGCGAUUGCCGGUAAAGAAAACACCAACCGCCGUACCACCAUCGUUUUUUCAACCUUAGAAAGAUCAGGCUACGCCUUUGAUAUCUACACCCUCCCCGUCAAACCGCUCCUUCCCACCGUCGCCGUCUCCGACGAGUUCAAACUUACCGACGGUAACUCCGUCAACUUCAACGGCCAUUUCCCAUCAACCACUUCAUCCUCCCUCUUCCCUAAUCAUACCAUAAACCUCAUGUACGUGACAGAAAGAAACGGGUCGUCGGCUAUCUAUUUAGAUUCUGUUUUCUCCGGCGCCGGCGCCGGUUCCGAUAGAAGAAGAUCGGCCUUGCAGAUCCCUAACCGGGUUCAGAUUCCUGUGGUGGGUAUUCAUGAAUCCGGUGGUCGAGUUUCCCUUAAGGAUAGGCCUAAUUUAGUUGGGGAAUACUUGGUUUACGUUUCGACUCAUGAGAACUCGGGGGUGGCUCGGGCGAGUUGGACCGCUGUGUACUCGACUCACAUCAGAACUAAGUCAACCAGGAGAUUGACUCCGGUCGGGGUGGCCGAUUUCAGUCCGGCGGUUUCUCCGUCGGGGAUUUGGACUGCGGUCGCUUCUUCCGGGGAGAGAGUUUGGGGAGGAGAAAUACACGAGUUGAAAACCGAUAUUUAUGUUUUCAAGACUCGUGAUGGAUCCGAACGAGUCAAGAUAGUUGAGCAUGGCGGUUGGCCGUGUUGGGUUGAUGAAUUCACUCUCUAUUUUCACCGGGAAAGCGAUGACGGGUGGUGGAGCGUUUACACGGCGAGUUUACCUGAAAACGGGCGGUUUGGAGUUGACUCGGUGCGAACUCGGCGGGUUACACCUCCGGGUCUCCAUGCUUUCACACCCGCGGCAUCGAUAACCGAUAAGAGUUUCAUUGCGGUAGCAACCAGACGGGUCGAUUCGGAUUAUCGACAUAUAGAGCUUUUCAACUUGGAGACAAAUGAAUUCUUGGAAUUGACCCGACCCGUUUCGCCACGGAAGCAUCACUAUAACCCGUUUAUAUCUCCCGAUUCAACUCGGGUCGGGUACCAUAAAUGUCGCGGUGGAGGCAAACGAUUGAUAUUGGAAAAUAUUCUAAGCCCGUUACCCGAAAUCUCCCUCUUUAGACUUGAUGGUUACUUUCCAUCGUUCUCCCCGAAUGGGGACAAGAUUGCGUACAUAAAAUUACCCGGUUUGUAUGUAGUGAACACUGACGGGUCGGGUUUGCGCCUGAUAUCAUCCAGAAACACCUUCUCCACGGCUUGGCAUCCGAAAAUCGACGGUCUUGUCUACACAAGUGUUGGACCGACAUUCAAGUCAGAGGAUACUAAAGUAGACAUAGUUUCAAUCAACAUCAACGAUCCCGAUUUGAAGAUGAAAUUCUUGACCCGAGGUGGGGAAAACAAUGCGUUUCCUGCGGUUUCACCCGACGGGAAAUGGGUGGUUUUCCGUUCGGGUCGAUCGGGCAAAAAGAACUUGUACAUAAUGGACUCCAUAGAUGGGGAAUCCGGUGGGAUUCAUAGGCUAACGGAGGGUCCAUGGAGUGACACUAUGUGUAAUUGGUCUCCGGAUGGAGAAUGGAUUGCGUUUGCAUCGGAUAGGGAAAACCCGGGUUCUGGGAGCUUCGAGUUGUUUCUGGUUCAUCCGAAUGGGACCGGGCUUCGGAAGCUGGUUCAGAGUGGGGUUGGAGGUCGAACCAAUCACCCGUGGUUUAGUCCUGAUGGAAAGAGGAUUGUAUUCACUUCGGAUUAUUCGGGUGUCUCGGCCGAACCAAUAGCUAAUCCUAACCAGUUCCAACCUUAUGGUGAUAUUUUUAGUAUAGGGCUAGAUGGUUAUGGGCUUGAGAGGCUAACUCAUAACUCUUAUGAAGAUGGUACACCUACAUGGGGUCCCAUUUUCAUGAAACCGGUCGAUGUUGAACCACAUGAUGACGGGUCAAGAUGCUUGUUUGAUGAUAGUCAUUGGCUCACAAAUACUAUCACAACUAAGAGGAUUCAAUGUAGUUAAAUGAAAAAAUGUACCAUUUGUAUGACUAUGUUUAACUAACUUUUAUAGUAAUAUACUUUAUAUAUAUUGCUCCAA